AUAAAGCAUUGGAUCUUCUUGUGCAUUUCUUGUCUUACUACGGGGGAAAAUGUCCGGAAGCCCAUUCCCAUUCCCCGAUUUCUUGGGGGGAGUGGUAGGCAGCUCAGGGGAAGGCGAAGGAAGCGGAGGAUCAAGCCAACAGCAACAACAACAACAACAACAACAACAACAACAACAACAACAACAACAACAACAACAACAACAACAACAACAACAACAACAAACAACAACAAAUCUGUUCAACAUACCAGCGGAGACCGAAAGUCAAGGUCAACAACAGCAAGAUCUCUUUUAUCCGAAUCCAAACCCGGGUCUGUUCAGCUCGAGUACGGCGCAAUCGACAAGCAAUGCCCCUCUCCCCUACGAGACCCAGGAUGACCAACAACAACAGGAGACCGGAGGGAUUGCAUCUGGCUUCAUCUACCCGGCACCCCCUCUACCAAUUGGGCAGUUCCCGCCAUAUGACCAAGUAGACAGUUACUAUCAGCUAGAGCAGCAACAACAACAACAAGAGGCGGAGGCACAGCAGAACCAGCAAGGCUACAACCUCCUCCAGUGGAACCCGGGCACCAACAGCCAAGCGCAAGCGCAAGCCCAAUUCCCCCCUCAACAACCAGACGGCAAGCCAGGCCGCUUCACAGCCCCGAAAUGCAAGGGCUGCCGAAUCAAACACCGCCUCUGCACGCCGGUCCGGCCGUGCCUGCACUGCCAGGAGACAAACCAAGAGUGCAUAGAUGAGCCGGCGAGCAGCAAGCGCAAGUUCAAACAACUCGCCGACAGGGAAGGCGAUUCCACGGACGAAGAGGCCGAAGCAGCCGCAGAUCCGUCCUCCUCCUCGUCGUCGGGAGGGCACCGGGCCAAGAAGCAGAAGAAAUUCGAGACGCUGUCGGGCCCCUGCGACUACUGCAAGGCGCAGAACAAGGACUGCACGGCCGACCACGAGCGGCGCAUCGAGUGCUCGCAGUGCACGACGGCGCGGGCGCGCGAGGACCCGGACCACGGCUGCGUGGUGCAGGGCGUCGAGUACUGGCGGCUCCGCAACAAGCACACGCGGAACAACUUCGUCGACAUCCCGCGCCUCACCAAGGUCCGGACCUUCCGGUGUCAGGGGUGUAACCGGUUCAACGGGCUGCGCAUGUGCGACGUCGACCCGGAGGUGCGGAUCGGGUGUAUGGUGUGUCGGAUUCGGGGCGAGGUGUGCGUGUAUGAGUCGCAGCUGCAGUUCAUCGACCAGAACCAGAGCCAGAACCAGAACCAGAGCCAAGGCGAACAAGGGCAGCAGCAAGAAGGCCAGCGGAGACGAAUCACCAUGUGGCGCCGUCCCACGAAAGAGACCUUCGGCCUCGCCCACCCCGUCUUCUGGCGCCGUCGCUGCAAGCACUGCACCAUCAAGAGAUCCUACUGCUCCUGGACCGACGACGUGCGCCUCACCAUGGCCAAGUGCACCACCUGCGUCGACGACGGCGUGCCCUGCUGCGACUACGAGGACGACUACCGCGUCGUCGACCAGGUCUGGAGCACCCCGCUCCCCGGCCGCGGGCCCACGGUGCCGCGCGAAGGGGGCAGCUGCGUGGCGUGCCAGUUCACCGCCGACAAGAAGUGCAAGGUCUGGGCCGGCUUCGAAGGCUUCGCCUGCGUGCGCUGCACCGGCUGGGGCCUCCCCUGCGUCCCGCACCACCAGGCGCCGAACCAGUGGGCCAUGAUCGAGGACGACGUCGCCGAAAGCGUCGCCGCCGUGCAGCUGCGCUACGUCGACAAGGAGCUCGUCGGCUACGGCACGGGGGACCGCGACGACAUGGAGUUCCCCACCUGCGGCGCCUGUGCCGACCACGGCCGGUAUUGCGACCGCCAGCGCCCUUGCGACAGCUGUACCGAGCACGGGGACCAGUGCGACGUCCUCGCCCCGUCGAACGAGCCGCACCUCGCGCCGGGCACGUUCCACCGGUCCAAGCUACAGGAUUCCGGCAUCGUCCCCGUCGACCGGCUCCCUCCGCCCUAUUACAUGGCCCUGGGCUACGGGCCGGACGGCGUCAACUCGGACCGGAGCGAGAUUCCCGACGACAUGCUCGUCGGUCCCCCGUUGCCCAUCUGGGGUGUCUACGUCCCGAGGGGCGAGCUACCGAAUUUCGCCAAGAGCGCGAAGAAGAGGCAGAAGAAUUGGACUUCCACUCACGCACUGCGUCGGGUCAGGCCGAGGUUGUACGACUGGCGGCACAGCAUGGCGGGGAACACGGCCCAGCAGGACGGCGGCGGCUUGCGGUUCGGCCAACAGGACCCGUCCUCCCUCCCUCCCCUGGAUCUGGCUCUGGAUCCGCAACUUGAUUUCGGCCUGACUCCUUUGCCCCCGGGUGAACCCCUGGUUUUCACCGGCGACGGGUUCGAGUCGGGGAUGGGAAGCGUCCCACAGCAGCAGCAGCAGCAGCAACCCCAGCCGGAGGAGACCAACGUCCCGACGCCACCGGUCAACGCCGCCGCCGGCUCCCCAGAUUCCGCCAGGUCCAACAUCAUAGUAGGCGGCGGGGCCGCGUCGCAAGGCCAGGAAUUCGUCGACUGGGCCGAGGCCCUAAACGACAUGGACAUGACCGACGCCGACGGCCUGGGCGACUGGGUAAACGACCAAGACUGGUUCAACCCCUUCGACCAGCCUGCUUCUUCUUCGCUGGACCCGCUGGUCCAGGACGCAAACGACGACAGGGACAGGGCCAUCGCCGACGAGCUCAAGCUGCUCAUGCAUACCCGGACCUGCUUCGUCGCCCUGCACACGGCGGACCACGCGCUGCCCUUCGACAGGGAAACCGGCAGCAUGUUCCAGGUUCCCGAGCCCGAGGUCGUCCUCCUCCAGAUGGACGAGCAGGAAUCGGCGGACGCGGCUAGCCGCCACCCGUUCGUGAGCCACCACGACAACGCCGUCACGAGCGAGCAGCGCGCGCGCCACUUGCUUACGCAGUGGAAGAAGCCGGGCGUCAACGUCCUCCGCGACAUCCCGGACGUUCCGGACUUGGGGACCUACAAAUGGGGGGACUGUGAAGAGCCCAAGACCCAGGGCCAGGGGCAGGGGCAGGGGCAGGGACAAGCCGGCAUCAACACCACCAACACACCACAGCCCUGCGGCACCGUCUGCCUCGAAUCCCACGUCUGCGCCAGCCGCCAACACAUCGCCAACCAAGACACCUACGCCAAGGUCUGCGACGGCUGCCACCGCGAAAGCAAGCAGAACGUGCUCGAGGGCCCCGCGCGCCUGGAGAAGGGCGAGCUGCUCGACAUGCGCAGCUACGCCUGCGGCGACUGCGCCGCCGACGAGCUGAACAAGGGCGGCGUCCAGCUCGCACCCCACCCCUUGACGGGGUGCCGGUGCGGCGAGAAGCUGUUCGGCCGCCGCCUGUGUUCCGCGCACCGCUACCUCCUGGCCGACCGGCUCGUCAUGCAGACCGCGCUCGUGAAGGAGUGGCAGCUGACCAACUUUGCGGCGGACCAGUGCAUGUUUUGCAAGAGGCGGCGCGGCGCGGCGGGGGGUGUCGGCGAUGCUCAUGGUCGUGGUCAUGGUCAUGGGCAUGGUCCUGUUCAUGGGCAGCCUCCGUUGCAGCAGCAGGCGCAACAGAUGGGACAGGGCCAGAGUAACAAGGACCCGUCCAUCUUCUUCUGCCUCAACUGCCAAACCCGUGUUGUCGAUCCCGGGGAGAACGCGCCCACCUUGUUCCCCGGCUAUGAGGCUUGGCAUGACAAGUGGUUCCCCGAUUCUGGACUUGGUUUGGGCGACGGUUCUCUGGUUCGAAAUCCAACCGUGGCCGUCCAUUAAUGGUAAAGAUGAGGAGGUGAUCUUGCUGCGAGGGAGCGAGGAGUCGGCCGGCGUUCAGGACUAGGGAUGAAAAACACGACCCGAGACAGGUCAGGGGUGAAGUGACCGGAUAGAUUUGGCAUGGAGCAUUCUUCUUUGAUCAUCUGUUAGCAU
Messenger RNA from Sodiomyces alkalinus F11, 3949 nucleotides. RefSeq lists its product as hypothetical. The record is from RefSeq and is a predicted model, not a curated record. Lineage: Eukaryota; Fungi; Ascomycota; Sordariomycetes; Glomerellales; Plectosphaerellaceae. The transcript has a single exon. The coding region runs from base 50 to 3796 and encodes 1248 amino acids.